Beta vulgaris subsp. vulgaris (sugar beet) is the source of this 2738-nucleotide messenger RNA. Its product is annotated as histone-lysine N-methyltransferase, H3 lysine-9 specific SUVH4. NCBI's taxonomy places the organism in Eukaryota, Viridiplantae, Streptophyta, Magnoliopsida, Caryophyllales, Amaranthaceae. The record is from RefSeq and is a predicted model, not a curated record. Gene Ontology annotation, molecular function: protein binding; histone methyltransferase activity; zinc ion binding. Bases 383 to 2374 code for a protein of 663 amino acids. Gene Ontology annotation, cellular component: nucleus. The transcript has 15 exons.
UUCUCCCUAAUGUAAAAUACAGACAAAAAAAAAAAAAAGAGGAGAGGGAAAAUAAUCAAAUACUCCUACUUAUUACUACUGCUCCUACAUUUUCGAGCACCUGUUUGGCUGUUUUCUCUCUCUCCCCCACAUCACUGCAAUACCAUUAGAAAACAGGAGAGAGAAAGUAAGAAAAAGAGGGAACUUUGCCAAAUUUUCGCCCACUUCUUCAAAAUUCCGCGCCCUGUCUUCUCCUCUUCUCCAUUUUCACUUUUCCCCAUAACUUCUUCAUAUAUACCAGUACUCUGUCUUUCUCUCUCCUCAAUACCACAAAGACACAAAACCCUAGCAAAUCUUCAGUAGUUUCUGAUCAUCGGAGCACAUUUUGUUGAUUCUUUCGAAGAUGUCAGAAAUUAUGGAGGUUGAAGUUGGAGAAGUGAAAAUGGGGGAAACGAGAAGGACGAGUGAGAGAACUAGAGGAAAGAGGAUUUCGUACAAUGAGAAGAUAAUGGCGAGUUAUGAUGAAGUUAGUCCGGUGAAAAUGAGGAAAACUCAUCGGAGUAAUGGAGGUGGUAGUAGGAAGUCGUCCAAGGGUCCGGAAGUUGUUGAGAAGGUGGAAGAGAGUAGAGAGAUGGAGAUAGUUAGAGGAUUGUUUGGUGCUAGUGAAGGUGGUGAUGGAUUGUUGAAUUUAGGGCUGAAAUUGGAGGAAGUUCAGUCGGAUUCUAGGGUUUCCGUCGAGAAAAGCGAUCAUUUGAAGGUCAAGGAAACGCUAAGAAUCUUCAACAAUCAUUACCUGCAUUUUAUACAGGAAGAGGAAAGAAGAUGUAAACAAGUGGAAGAUGAGAAGAAGAAGAAAGGUGAUGCAGAUAAGAAGAGAGUACCUCAUAAACGUCCGGAUUUGAAGGCAAUUACAAAGAUGAUGGAGACUCGUAAAGUUCUAUUUCCUAGCAAGCAGUUUGGGGCCAUUCCUGGUGUUGAUGUUGGCCACCAAUUCUUUUCACGGGCUGAAAUGGUUGCAGUAGGUUUCCACAGUCACUGGCUGAAUGGGAUUGAUUAUAUGGGCCAGAACUAUUCCAAAGGGGAAUUCAGCAAAUAUACAUUUCCUUUGGCUGUUGCAAUUGUCCUGUCAGGACAAUAUGAGGAUGAUCUAGAUAACUCAGAUGAUGUUAUCUACACAGGUCAAGGUGGAAACAACCUAUUGGGUGACAAAAAGCAGGUGCAAGAUCAAAAAUUGGAAAGGGGAAACUUGGCACUAAAGAAUAGCAUGGAGGAGGAUCUGCCUGUGCGAGUCAUUCGUGGUCAUUCUUCUAAAAACAGUUAUGUUGGCAAAGUCUACACUUAUGAUGGAUUGUACAAGGUUGUGAAUUACUGGGCGGAGAAAGGUGUCUCUGGUUUCACUGUGUACAAGUUCCGUUUGAAGCGGAUGGAAGGCCAGCCUGAGUUGACUACGACCCAGGUUCAAUUUAUUCGAGGACGUAUUCCUGAUGCUAUCUCUGGAGUCCGAGGGUUGGUAUAUGAGGACAUUUCUGAGGGUCAAGAAAAUAUUCCUAUUCCUGCGACGAACUUGGUUGAUGAUCCACCCGUACCGCCUACUGGUUUCAAGUACUGCAAAUCUAUCCAACUUGCGGACAAUGUGAAGAUUCCUGCUGCUACCCGUGGAUGUGACUGUGUUGGGGGUUGCACUGAUCCUAAAAUCUGUGCUUGUGCCCGUCUUAAUGGCUCAGAUUUCCCUUAUGUUCAUAGGGAUGGUGGCAGGCUUGUCGAAGCGAAAGCUGUGGUGUUCGAGUGUGGCCCAAAGUGUGCGUGUGGAUCAUCUUGCAUCAACCGCACCUCCCAGAAAGGUUUAAGAUACCGUUUCGAGGUUUUUCGCACUCCAAAGAAGGGUUGGGGUGUUAGAUCAUGGGACUAUAUACCAGCUGGUGCUCCAAUAUGUGAAUACACAGGGAUGUUGAGGAGAUCUGAUGAGGCUGACAGUGUAUUGGAAAACAACUUCAUUUUCGAUAUAGAUUGCUUGCAAACAAUGAAGGGGCUUGAUGGAAGACAGAUGAGAUUGCAAGAUGUAUCUAUUCCUUCUGAUAGCUUGUUGGAAAAGCCUGAGGAGAAGGUUGUCGAUAGUAAUGUAGAGUUUUGCAUUGAUGCUGGGGUCACGGGAAAUCUGGCCAGAUUUAUCAAUCAUAGCUGUGAACCCAAUCUAUUUGUACAGUGUGUUCUAAGUUCACACCAUGACAUCAAACUGGCAAGGGUGAUGCUUUUUGCUGCUGACAACAUACCACCUUUACAGGAACUUACAUAUGACUACGGCUAUGGCCUUGAUAGUGUCAUUGGCCUUGAUGGCAAGGUAAAGCAGAUGACAUGCUAUUGUGGCGCGGAGGGUUGCCGGAAGCGUCUGUUCUAAGUUGCUUCACUGCCUCUAAUUUUUGUUAGCCUCUUUUACUGCUGGAUAAUGUUUGUUAAUGUGAUAGAAUGUUGUAUAGAAUGCUAACCAGUUAGGGGUAUCCUUUUUUUUGCAUAUCUGGGAAAACAUUGAGGCAUCAAAUCCCGCCUCUAGCUUAUAGGAUAUGAAAUUAUAGCCCGAAGAUCUGGAGCUUGAAUAUAGAUUAUAUAGGAGGCAAUUUUUUGUAAGAUACAAGUUAUAUUAAUACUGAUAUCUUCAAAUGUAAUGUAGUGAAGGUCAUAUGCUGAUUUCACUUUAGUGUAGUGAUUCCUAUUAUGUGAUCUUAUAAAAGAAAUGAGAAUACCUGUUCUGCAUUCUUCAUGAA